AUGACCGUGACUAUCGCGGGUCGAGGACCGGAACUGCUUGGAACAGUGGGUUUGUUCAUCGCGUUGAGCACCAUAGCAAUAGGUCUACGAUGCUACUGUAGGGUUCUUAUUGUCAAAGGCUUUGGGCUCGACGAUUGGUCUGCGGUCGCCGCUUGGGCGCUUUUCAUGGUCUACAGUACGUUUGCGCUCUCCGGGGUACAUCACGGAACUGGCCAGCAUGCCGAUGAUAUUCCACGGGGGGAGCUCCCCCAGGGGUUGAAGUGGUGGUGGGCAUGUGAACCCGUCUACAUCUUGACCUGUAUGGCGCUCAAAUUCAGCAUCGGCAUCUUCCUCCUUCGAAUCGCCGUGGCGAGGACCCACAAAGUCAUCAUCUGGGCGGUCAUAAUCGUCACGGAAGUCUACUCGGCUUUCUUCUUCUUCCUCUUUAUCCUGCAGUGUCGUCCGUCGUCCUACUUCUGGACCCAGUAUACCGGCGGAAAGGGAACCUGCAUCAACCCGAAGGUCAUAGUCGACAGCUUCUAUGCCUACUCGGCCAUCUCCUGCGCGGCGGACUGGACCCUCGGCAUUAUCCCCGUAUUUAUGGUCUGGAACCUGCAGAUGAACAUCCGCACCAAACUCUCCGUUGCCGCAAUUCUUGCCGUUGGUGCCAUUGCCUCGAGCGCAACGAUCAUUCGCAUUCCAUACAUCCGUGGCAUGGCCGACAUAAACGACUUCCUCUACUCCACCAUGGACGUGGCGAUUUGGUCAACCGUCGAAGUAGGUAUUGGCAUUACCGCCUCCGGCGCCGCGACCCUCCGGCCCCUCUUCAACGCCUACUUCUCUAGCACCAUUGGUGGCUCGGGCAGUGGGACAACCCCGAGCGCCUCGAACCGCCAGCCGCAAUUCAACGGGCGGGCGUCGAGAUAUCUCCGCAGUAAAGACACCGAGACUUUUGUGUUAAGGAGUGAUAUCGGGAAAACGGGUGGCGUCACGACAGUGAUUGAGGGGGAUGCGGAUCUGGAGAGAGUACAGACAAGUGGGGAUUCACAUGACGGGAACCAAAGAGGUUGGAAUGAUAGUGAGAGUAAAUUAAGGGACGCGAGUAGUGAUCUGGAAGAUCGGAGCUGGCCCAGGGGGAUUGUAAAGACUACAGGGACGAUACAGGUUACGAAUUAG
Venustampulla echinocandica is the source of this 1155-nucleotide messenger RNA. RefSeq lists its product as uncharacterized. The transcript is spliced from 4 exons. The coding region runs from base 1 to 1155 and encodes 384 amino acids. Lineage: Eukaryota; Fungi; Ascomycota; Leotiomycetes; Helotiales; Pleuroascaceae. The record is from RefSeq and is a predicted model, not a curated record.